AUGAAAGGUGCAGUGCUGAAGCGAUCAUCCGGGUCUGGUAAUAAAUCCUCCAAGAAAAAGAAAGAUACCACCAAGCUGUACAGCUCGCCGCCCAAAAUCUCGUUCCGGGAUCCUAUCGGACGCGAACUGCCGCCGUCGCUGCAGAAUUUUCGGUGGGAUGUCGACAAAGUGGAGCGAAAGCUGCAGGAAAAGAUCCAAGAGAAGACGCUGAUCGCCGGUAACUUCGUGUACCAACAGGCCUAUCGCUUGCUGGAAGGCAAUCGGGGCGAAGGUAUCGAUUUCCCAAGCUUCCGAGAGCAGCUACGGGUCAAGUUUGGCAUCAUUCUCGAUGAUAGUGAACUCCACUUGCUCUUUGACAAGUACGACGAGGACGGCAACGGCACGAUUGACCUGCACGAGUUCAUCCGACGCGUUCUGCCGCCCGAUUACAACUACGGUCGGCAAUGGUUUGAAGUCAGCCAGCUAGAAAGCGAGGAGAGGGCUGCGCGUCUCCGACAUGAAGCACGGCAAGAGUUUCUAGCCUGCCAAGGUCUAGCAACAUCAGAGGAUGUAAAUAAUACGGGCACGGCCUGCAAAUGGACCAUUCAGAAGCUCAUGAGACAAAUCCAGGCGAAGGUCGUGCAGAAGACCCCGAGUGGUGAGGAUCAGUAUCGCCGCGCGUUCAAAAUGCUUCGUUCUGGAAGAGAUCAAGGCAUCCGAAUGAACGGGUUGCAGUUCAAUCUCAAGACCAAGUUUGGUAUUUACGCGAGUGACGAUCAAAUGCGACAGCUUUUCGCCAUGUGCGACCAGGAUGGCAACGGUGAGAUCGAUCUACAGGAGUUUUUGCAAUUUGUGGACCCGCCAGCGUAUCCAAACAACAGCAGAGUGCCUGGAGGAAUUUGGACACGAAGUGACAGUGAUGACGAGGAUGAUAUGAGUGAAAACAAUGAGUUCGGGGGUGGUGCUGAGGCUGAGGCGAGUAUUAGCGGACGAAGCUCAAGACCUUCGACUGCUUCUCGACGAGAAUCAACGUCUUCGACGUCUUCUAUCUGCACCGAAGAAGCAAACGCCGCUCCUUCCAUACCGAGACGAGUCAAGAAAGAACGUCCUCGAACGGCUAACCCCCGCAAGACGCACAUGCUGCAUAAACGACGAGAAUUGGCGGACCAGCAGCGGAUGGCGCGUCAUGACCUCCUCCAGCAAGCAACGUCGAUGUCGAUGACUCCGGAUCUAGAAGCACUAUCACUUGCAAGCGGCGUUAGUGUGACCAGCGAAGUGGAUUCAGCUAGUUUUGCAGGUCGAAGUGACGGGUCUUAUACUCGUCCACGCAGUGCUGGAAGUGUGCGUUCCUACGCUUCAUCUGCCAGUAGCAGCACCAGUAGUAUCAAGGGUGCAGCGUACAUGAAGCGGCCACCUACUCCGCAAACACUCCGACAAAAGUGCUUGGAGUCGCGAGGAGUGGCGGCGGCAGCUGCAGCAGUAGCUCAGGCAAAAGCCCGAACGAAGCGAACAUUACUGGAAGCCACUCUACAGCGGGGUAACCACGUGAUGCCCCAAAACGCGGAGCGGCGCCACUCUUUCUCCGAGACGCCAUCGGUCUCCAGUGGGAAGCACUGCGCGUGCAACUGCUGUUGUCACCACAAAGACAGAGAUGACGAAUAUCGUUCCGCGCCGCGGGUGGUCCGUGUGCACGCCAAGCAGACUAACGCACAGCCGUACACACCGGCGCGCCGCUUGUUUCAUCGCAGCAAGGUCGUGUCGUCUAGCUGUCUGUAG
Messenger RNA from Phytophthora nicotianae INRA-310, 1755 nucleotides. RefSeq lists its product as hypothetical. Bases 1 to 1755 code for a protein of 584 amino acids. Gene Ontology annotation, molecular function: calcium ion binding. The transcript is spliced from 2 exons. NCBI's taxonomy places the organism in Eukaryota, Oomycota, Peronosporomycetes, Peronosporales, Peronosporaceae. The record is from RefSeq and is a predicted model, not a curated record.